This is a messenger RNA of Penicillium brasilianum, 1440 nucleotides long. NCBI's taxonomy places the organism in Eukaryota, Fungi, Ascomycota, Eurotiomycetes, Eurotiales, Aspergillaceae. The record is from the annotation of a GenBank genome assembly.
AUGGGUAACUUCAUCACCAAAGCGAUCGCCAGGCUGCUUGCAUUCGUCUAUGGCCUCGUUACGAUCUUCUUAUAUGGCUAUUUAGCCACUAGAGCGGGCAGGUUUUUUAAGAAACGCACUGAAAGACAGAAUUUGGAGCUGCAACUCGCUCGCGAUCGCCUGUGGAACCUUUCUAAAGACUAUGGCGGUCUCUCCCACCACUUUCUAACGCUCCCAAGCGGGUUCAAAUUCCAUUUCGUGAGCAAUGAUGCCCCGGGCUCUCCGUCGGCAUUAGCAACGGACAGGCCUCUCGUUAUCUUCAUUCAUGGAUUCCCCGACAGUUGGGCGAUCUGGCGUCAUAUCGCCACCGCGCCAUCUCUUCAGAGUUCUGCCAAUAUUGUUGCUAUUGACCUGCCCGGAUAUGGUGGCACGGAAAGUCUGGAGAAAUACACGGCUACGGCCGUCCUGGAGAAACUCACCGAGCUUAUUAUUACCCUACGCAUGCAAUAUGGUGUUGACCAGGGUACCGAGACAAAUAGGAAGCGUGUCAUCAUCAUGGCUCACGACUGGGGAUGCGUGCUGUCGAUGCGACUUGCAGCCGAGGCACCAUCACUGGCACAUCGAUUCAUUUUGUCUAAUGGCCCAUUGAUGAGCUUGGCUCGAUCCAACAUUAGCCGGAUCAUUGCUUCAGCAUCCAAAAUGUUCAAGACUGCCCUAGCCACUCCACUCUCAUCCCGUACCCCAUUACUCCAGGCCCUUCGAACCCUGGGACCCGUGUUCCGCCAACUCAAGAUGUCCGGCUACGUCUUUGCCAUGCAGUUGCCUCCUGCGCUGGUGACUUACUUUCUGACGGGAGGCAACUACUCCUUCAUGGCAGCCAUUCACAAGGGCUCUCACGGGCGAGCCGAGUUCACCCCCAGCGAUGAAGGUACCUCCAUGGCCAGCAGCAUGGGCCCGUCCCUGGCCGAGUCCAAGACGCAGACUGCCGGCGGCGAGUCAUACCCGCGUACCAUCAAGUAUACUCAUGAUUUCGCCAACAUCCUCAACAUGGCCGGGUAUUACCGCGAUGGCGCAUCCGUCGCACGCUGGCGCAAGUCCGUCGAGACCGUCGCCAAUCUGCACAGCAUUGCUGGCGGCCACGAGCUGCGGCGCUCGAACAGCGGAGCCGGUCUGCUGGAUGAGGGCACCCCCGGUGCUCUGCAGGCGAGCUCGACCGUAUUCUGGGGUCAAAAGGACAUUGCGCUGAACCCACAGAUUUGCCUGGAUGGCAUGGCCGAUUACUUGGUUGCCGAUAGCCAGGUUGUGAUGCUGACCGAGUCGGGCCACUUUACUCCGAUCGAGCAGGAGAGCCGGGUUGCCAUGGUGAAGGCCGUAGAAUGGGCCAUUCACGGCGAGAAGGGCGAUAUCGGGGCCGUUAUUCAGGAGUGCUAUCCGAGCGCAAAGGUCAUUGCCCGGCGAUAA